CUGAAUAACCGCGGUUCGUAUCGUAACCUUGCGUUAAAGUCUUGUGGGGACGUAGUCUAUAUAAGCUCUGGAUAACUAAAGGUGCGGCUGUUUACCUCUUUAUAUUCACAUUAUCAGUGCCCACUAACAUGAGGUUUUAUUUUGUAGUUGCCACGGUGUUUACCGUAGCGUCAGCCCAACAAUAUACAACCCCCGUCCCCAUUCUUAAACAAAUAAACAAACACAACGAAGAUGGUUCCUACAGCUACGGUUACGAAGCUGCUGAUGGCACUUACAAAAUAGAAACCAAAUACCCCGAUGGAGAAGUUUUUGGCAAAUACGGCUACAUCGACGACCAGGGAAAACUGCGCACAGUGGAGUACGGUGCCAGCAGGAGAGGAUUCGAACCUGCAGGCAACGAAAUCCAAGUGCCACCUCCUACUCUUAAAGCUAACAACCAAUACGAGAGACCUUUAGGGCCAAACGAAGAAGAUGAUGGUCAAUACAGGGAAGACCCGAGCUUGUAUUACAAGAAUGACCCUUACUCAAGGGCACAACCUACGCAGUCUAGGUAUCCGCAAUCUAUUUACAGACAGCCACCUUUCGAACCCCAACCUGCCUAUGACCCUGAACCUACUUACAGUCCUCAACCUGCUUAUAGACCCCCAACUGCUUAUAGACCACAGCCUGCUUAUAGACCCAAAACUACGUACACGCCGCAACCUACUUAUCAACCUGCUUUUAGGCCGCAGCCUAGCUACAGUAACUUCGGUUUCUCCAGUCAACCUAACUACUACAACCCCCCACCACAGCCUGCGUACCCAAAUCACCAUCCUUUCCAAGGUCAUCCUGCUACAAACGUGGAUAUUAAUAGUGGGUCGUACAGCGUAAACUAUAGGAAAUAAGAAUAGUUCUGCAAAUCACCUGUUUAUUUAAUCACUUGUGUUAAAUUAAGAGAACGAACUAGUCGUAUUAAUUCUAAUUAAAUGUAAUUUCGCAGGCAACACUUAAGUUUAAGUAAGUUUAUUGUAACAAGUAUUUAUGCCCUACUGGUACUGUAAUUAAGCGAUUUAAGCAACUGUCUAUUUUUGUAUGGACGAACAAUAAAAGUUGUGAUAAACCGA
Molecule: messenger RNA, 1103 nt
Organism: Zophobas morio
Lineage: Eukaryota; Metazoa; Arthropoda; Insecta; Coleoptera; Tenebrionidae
Product: adhesive plaque matrix protein-like
Exons: 2
Coding region: 129-884 (251 amino acids)
Cellular component (GO): chitin-based extracellular matrix
Molecular function (GO): structural constituent of chitin-based larval cuticle
Source: RefSeq, a predicted model, not a curated record